Messenger RNA from Cariama cristata (Red-legged seriema), 1596 nucleotides. It is a transcript of the gene PTPN9, whose product is annotated as protein tyrosine phosphatase, non-receptor type 9. The record is from RefSeq and is a predicted model, not a curated record. Gene Ontology annotation, molecular function: protein tyrosine phosphatase activity. NCBI's taxonomy places the organism in Eukaryota, Metazoa, Chordata, Aves, Cariamiformes, Cariamidae. Gene Ontology annotation, biological process: protein dephosphorylation.
GCGACCAAGCAGUUCCUGGAGGAGAUCAACAAGUGGACGGGCCAGUACAAUGUGUCUCCGCUCUCCUGGAACGUGGCCGUCAAGUUCCUCAUGGCCCGCAAGUUCGACGUCCUGCGGGCCAUCGAGCUUUUUCACUCCUACCGGGAGACGCGGCUGAAGGAGGGCAUUGUGAAGCUGAAGCCGCACGAGGAGCCGCUGCGCUCGGAGCUGCUCAGCGGCAAGUUCACCAUUCUGAGCGUGCGGGACCCCUCGGGAGCCUCCAUCGCCCUCUUCACGGCCAAGCUGCACCACCCCAGCAAGAGCGUGCAGCAUGUGGUGCUCCAGGCGCUCUUCUACCUGCUGGACCGAGCGGUGGAGAGCUUUGAGACCCAGAGGAAUGGGCUGGUGUUCAUCUAUGACAUGGCAGGCUCACAGUACACCAACUUCGAGCUGGACCUCAGCAAGAAGAUCCUCAACCUGCUGAAGGGUGCCUUCCCGGCUCGGCUCAAGAAGGUUUUCAUCGUGGGAGCGCCCAUGUGGUUUCGCGUGCCCUACUCCAUCAUCAGCCUGCUGCUGAAGGAGAAGCUGCGGGAGCGGGUGCAGAUGGUGAAGAUGUCGGAGCUGAAGGAGCACCUGCCCCGGGAAUGCCUCCCCGAGUACCUCCAGCAGAGCGGGCACCCCGACCCCCUGGACGAGCUCAUCCUGGUGCCGCUGGCGGCCCCCAAAGAUAACGGCUCCGUCCACGUCCCCGGGCCCAAGUCCGUCACCCUCCAGGAGCUGCUGGAUCACGUCAGCCACAAGCAGAAACGGGGCAUCUACGAAGAGUACGAAGAUAUUCGGCGCAGGAGCCCGGCCGGCACCUUCGUCUGCUCUUUGGCACCCUACAACCAGGAGAAGAACCGGUACGGGGACGUGCCCUGCCUGGACCAAACCUUCAGGCGGGCAAAGCCGUACAGCCGCCCGGAGCUGACCGACUACAUCAACGCGAGCUUCAUGGAUGGCUACAAGCAGAGGAACGCUUACAUCGGGACUCAGGGGCCUCUGGAAAACACCUACGGUGACUUCUGGCGCAUGGUUUGGGAGCAAAACGUUCUGGUGAUCGUGAUGACAACAAGGCUGGAGGAGGGAGGCAGGAGAAAGUGCGGCCAGUACUGGCCUCUGGAGAAGGAUUUCCAGAUGUGCUUCGGGGCCCUGACCAUCACCAACUUGGGCAUGGAGAACCUCAACCAUUACAAGAAAACCAUCCUGGAGAUCCACAGCUCGGAGACCAGGGAGCGGCGGCUGGUGUCCCACUUCCAGUACCUGAGCUGGCCAGAUUACGGCGUGCCCUCCUCUGCGGCCACUCUCAUCGACUUUUUGGGGGCUGUGAAGCAGCAGCAGAGGGUGGCGGUCAGCGCCCUGGGACCUCGCUUCAAGGGUCACCCCGGGGGACCCCCGGUCGUGGUGCACUGCAGCGCUGGCAUUGGCAGGACAGGUACCUUCUGUGCGCUGGACAUCUGCCUGUCCCAGCUGCAGGACGUGGGCACGCUGAACAUCUACCAGACAGUGCUACGGAUGCGGACCCAGCGCGCCUUCAGCAUCCAGACCCCUGAGCAGUAUUACUUCUGUUACACCGCC